Messenger RNA from Lasiodiplodia theobromae, 1608 nucleotides. Its product is annotated as Aminotransferase class-V. NCBI's taxonomy places the organism in Eukaryota, Fungi, Ascomycota, Dothideomycetes, Botryosphaeriales, Botryosphaeriaceae. The record is from RefSeq and is a predicted model, not a curated record. Gene Ontology annotation, biological process: molybdopterin cofactor metabolic process. Gene Ontology annotation, molecular function: molybdenum cofactor sulfurtransferase activity. Bases 1 to 1608 code for a protein of 535 amino acids. The transcript has 2 exons.
AUGAUUCCCGCCAAAUCCCUCCUCGAAGAUGCAGCCGCAGACCUCUCGACCAACCUCUACGGCAAUCCACAUUCAGCCUGCGCCCCGUCCGCAUUAGCCGGGCGUCGUGUCGACGAGAUACGAGAGCAAGUGCUAAGAUUCUUCAACGCUGACCCCAAGUACUUCGACUUGGUGUUCGUCGCCAACGCAACUGCCGCCAUGAAGCUUGUCGUGGACUGCUUCAAAGAUCACUGCGACGCCACGCAGCGCCUGUCGAGAUGCCAACGCCGAAAAUUCUGGUACGGCUACCACCAGGACGCCCACAACUCCCUCGUAGGAAUCCGCGAACUAGCAGACGGCGGCCAACACUGCUUCAGCUCCGACCAAGAAGUCGAAGCCUGGAUCCAUGGUAGCAACAAAACAUCCAAAAGGCAAACGGGAAAGCAACUCCGCCUCUUCGCCUACCCAGGCCAAUCCAACAUGACCGGCCGCCGCCUCCCUCUCUCCUGGCCCUCCGACAUGCGCGCCUCCCCGCACACCUCCGACGUCUACACCCUCCUCGACGCCGCCGCCCUCGCCACCACCUCUCCCCUGGACUUCAGCGACCCAGCCUACGCCCCCGACUUCACCUGCCUCAGCUUCUACAAGAUCUUCGGCUCCCCAGACCUCGGCGCGCUCAUCAUCCGCACCACUAACCCCUCCGCCCUCCCCACCAUUCUCUCCUCCCGCCGCUACUUCGGCGGCGGCACCGUCGACAUGGUCACGACCGGCAACGACGCCCCCUUCCACGCCAAAAAGCCAUCGUCCCCUCCGCAUGCCCACCUCGAAGACGGCACCCUCCCCUUCCACAGCAUCAUCGCCCUCUCCGCCGCCCUCGCCACGCACGCCCGCCUCUACACCUCGAUGCGCUGCAUCAGCGCCCACACCUCCGCCCUGACCGCUUACCUGCACGCCUCCCUCUCCGCGCUCCGCCAUGCCUCUUCCCCCUCCUCCCCGCUCCUAACCAUCUACAACGACCACUCCGCCUUCGCCGACCCCCGCCUCCAGGGCCCAAUGCUCGCCUUCAACGUCCUCCACCGCGACGGCCGCACGCUCGUCCCACCCGCCGCCGUCGAGCGCGCCGCCGACGCGCGCCGCAUCUACGUGCGCAGCGGCAGCCUGUGCAACCCGGGCGGCGCCGCGCGGUAUCUAGGGUGGGAAGCGGCGCAGCUGCGGGCGCUGUACGAGCGGGAAGGACUGCGGUGUAGUGACGGGAGUGUGGGCGUGAUACAGGGCCGCGCGACGGGGGUGGUGCGGGUGAGUUUGGGCGCGGCGAGUACGAGGGCGGAUGUGGAUGCUUUGGUGGGGUUUUUGAGGGAGCGGUUUGGUGGUGGUGGGGGUGGGAGGGAGGCAGGGGUAGAGGUAGAGGAUGGCAGUGGGGAGGAGAGGAGCGGGGAGGAGGAUGCGGUGGUGGGGGUGGUUGGGAAGGAGAGGGUAGAGGAUUCCGGGUCGACGGAAGACUCGUCUGCGGAGGAGGGUGGAUUUGGCGGAGAGAAGAAGAAGACUGAACGGCGCAGAUGGAUGAUGAUGCGUCUGCUUUCGUCGUGUCACCGUGGCAUCAGGAAGUCAGCGGGUCUCCAACAGCAGUAG